AUUACACACGAAGAAAGACUUAAGGCAGCCGAAUUCGAGUGUUUUGCGCAUUAUGGAUUCUGUUAUUUAACAGCUGUUAUCGGCAACUGCAACGAACCAAAUGAACGACAUGCAGUAACUCAGGUUCGUUCAUUCUCUCAAGUGAGUCAUUCGACGACCCGAUACAACACUACAAACAAAGGACACACACAGGACGCCCAAAAUACGCAUACACAAACGAAAUGCCAAGGAAUGGCGGCGAUGCCGGCAACGGUGGCACAGGCGCCAGUGCCACUAGCGAUGGCUGCAUAUAUCCCGACGACGUCAUAUUGGAAAAGGGCGUUACAUUCAAUGUUCGUUACACGGGCUGCGUUGAGGUCAAGACCUCCAUGAAAUCGCUGGACUUUGAGACGCGCACGCUGCUCGCACGUGAGUGCAUUAAUCGUGUGUGCGAAGCAGCUGGCCUGAAGUCUGCCAGCAAACGGCGUCUGGACAAAAAGUUGCACAACUUUAUAUCGGAUCGUCCGAGCAUGCAGCAUGCGGGCACAAACAUCAUCAUCAACGUGUCCAGUCGUGCGCUGACACUCAGCAAUGUGGAAACGGGCGAAGUGAUUGCCAAUCACAAUAUGCCCCGGAUUUCGUUUGCGUCCGGCGGCGAUAACGACACCCUCGACUUCCUGGCCUACAUCGCCAAGCGCGAGGGCGACGAGUGGCGCGCCUGCUAUGUCCUGGAGUGCGCUGGCGGCCAGAGCGAGGACCUGAUCGUGACCAUAGGCAAGGCGUUUGUGCUGCGCUUCAAUGCGCUCAGCAGGCAAAACGAGCAUGCAGCAAGCGCCGCGGCAGAUAACCUGAAUCAGAGCUGCAAGGAGAAUGUCAAGGAGUAUUAUAACGAUUUGCCGAACAAGCUGCCGCCGGAUUUGCCUUGCGAGGAGCAGCCACAGCCACUGGCACAAUUGCCGUUUAAUCCGCACGCACCGCGUGUGGCACAAUUGAAUUUAAAGAAACCGCGCGAUCGCUUGAGCAGCAAUCUUAUCGAUCUUAACUCCCCGCCACCCGAUCAAACCACCAACAAACUGGCCCUCGGCAACUUCGAUCCGCUGCAGGCAGCUUCCGUCGCUGGGCCUGCGCCCAGUUCCAUACGCGAUGUCUUCGAUGGGCCACAGUGCCCGCUAACUGCCGAAAUAUGGUUCCAUGCUGCGAUCUCUCGCCCAAUUGCCGAGCGUCUUUUGCAGCAGGAUGGCGAUUUCCUGGUGCGCGAAUCCCAGGGCAAGCGUGGCCAAUAUGUGCUGACCGGACUUGAGGGCAAAACACCCAAGCACUUGCUGCUCAUCGAUCCCGAGGGCGUGGUGCGUACCAAAGAUCGCAUAUUCGACAGCAUCAGCCAUCUGAUCAACUAUCAUUGGGUUCAUGCACUGCCCAUCAUAUCGGAGGAUUCGGAGCUGGUCUUGCGUAAUCCGGUGCGCAGGCCCAAUCUGGAUCAGGCGGCCGACAGCGCAUAAAUUACACAAACCAUAUACAACUCUUCAUAUACCAUUAUCUAUAUAUAUAUACAUAUAUAUAUUCGUGUACACACUUAGAUUUACAUAUGUGCACUUGUAGAGAAUAUCUUUUAUAUAUCGUCUAUCAUUGUAUAAAAACAAACCCAUUUAUUUAUGGAUCGAAUGUAUACACA
Molecule: messenger RNA, 1651 nt
Organism: Drosophila virilis
Lineage: Eukaryota; Metazoa; Arthropoda; Insecta; Diptera; Drosophilidae
Gene: Shc
Product: SHC-adaptor protein
Biological process (GO): intracellular signal transduction; cell surface receptor protein tyrosine kinase signaling pathway
Cellular component (GO): plasma membrane
Molecular function (GO): receptor tyrosine kinase binding
Source: RefSeq, a predicted model, not a curated record